Brassica oleracea var. oleracea is the source of this 839-nucleotide messenger RNA. RefSeq lists its product as uncharacterized. The record is from RefSeq and is a predicted model, not a curated record. The transcript is spliced from 8 exons. Lineage: Eukaryota; Viridiplantae; Streptophyta; Magnoliopsida; Brassicales; Brassicaceae. Bases 166 to 627 code for a protein of 153 amino acids.
GAGAGAGAGAGAGAUUCUCUUCGACGGCGAUUCGUUAACGGACUUCAUCCUCCUCCGCCUUCUUCCACUUCACUCUCCGCCGCGCUCGCUCACCGCUCUAGGCUCUUUCUCCGACUGUUCGCUCCGCGGCUUCGUUGUUUCUCAAGUGAAGAAACUAACGGCAAAAUGUGUUCAUCAGGAACGGGAUCGCCUCUGGUUGCGAAAGACGACGAGCUUCCUGAGAAUCCAAUCGGUGAAGAAGAAGAGUCACUUGAACGAAACUCAACUGAAGAAAACGACUCGGGCGAUGAAGCUGCUACUGCUAGUGCUGUGAAUCCUUUGUCCAGCGAUGCUGCUCAGAUCGUCCCAUUGCUACAGAAUCUCCUACUCAACAAUGACAUCCAGAGGGAGAGGUUAACCGGAUUGUUUCAACUCUUUGCUCCAGCUGCUGACACAAACGCAAACGUGAAUACCGAAGAAGACGAGCAGACAGCAAGGGAGGCAGCUCUAUCUUCUCAGGUUCAUUUCUUGGAGCAGAGUGUGCAGAUGCUUGAAGAGGAGGUUGAGAAUCAGAAGAAACUAAACGCUCAGCUAGAAGAACAGAUCAAGCGCUUGACGACGAGCAGCGAUCCAGAAAGGCAGGAUUGACUUUGCGCUCCAUUUUGAAGGAGGAGGCUUAUGCACCACUCUAUUUGCAUUACAUCUUUUUUUCGCUUAGAAAACGCUAUGGACUGAUAAACCGCUGUGGUUGCUGAUCCAUUCUUUGAUUGAACAGUUUACAAGUUUCCUCUUGUCAUAUAGAAUGACUCCCUGUUUUGUAUAUAAAUAAUACUGAAACUGUACUAGCAUUUGAAACAUAG